AGACAAAACAACCUCACUGAAACAUAAAGCAGAACCAAGUGCAGCGCGGUGAAGUGAUCGGAAGGCAGGUGUGUAAUGUGAUUCUUGUGACAAGGCGCUCAUUCUAAAUCAAAUAAAUAAGAAGCAACAUCCGACGUAUGUAAAUGAAAGAAAAAUGCUUCUGAAUUACUGUAUACCCAUCUUCGCACUCAUUACCACAACAUACCAACAAUCAGUACUAGAUGGCCUUGUCAAAAUCGUCGUCGAAGGAGAAGCACAAACCUUUCUGGAACCACGAGAUGAACCAAAUAUCCGUUCAGAGUACGAUUUUAUAAUUGUAGGAGCAGGCACAGCUGGAUGUGUCCUCGCAAACAGACUGUCAGAAAAUCCAAAAUGGAACGUUCUACUUAUUGAAGCAGGUCGGACCGAAAACUACCUCAUGGAUUUGCCCAUCCUCGCCAACUACCUCCAAUUCACUGACGGCAACUGGAAAUAUAAAACCAUGCCUAGCAACCGCUUCUGUAUGGGUAUGGACAACCAACAAUGCAACUGGCCGCGUGGAAAAGUCAUGGGUGGCUCAAGCGUACUCAAUUACAUGAUCUACACUCGCGGCAACCACCGCGACUUUGACAACUGGGCAAAAAUGGGCAACGUAGGCUGGUCAUACAAAGAUGUUCUGCCCUACUACAAAAAAGUAGAAAACUUCAGCGUUCCAGACUCACCACAUGAAUCGUACCAUAACCAAGACGGGUAUUUAGAUGUCAGCUAUGUGCCAUACAAGACGAAAAUCGCGGACGCCAUCAUUGAAGCAAGCAAACAACUCGGGCUUAAGUACGUCGAUUAUAAUGGACCCACGCAAGUGGGAGUAUCCCGAUUGCAAGUCACCAUGAGGGACGGAGUAAGAGCAAGCUCGAGCAGGGCAUAUUUGCAUCCUAUCAGAGAGCGACCAAACCUCCACGUGAAAAAGGAAGCCAUGGUUAGUAAGAUCUUGAUUGACCCUAAGACGAAACAAGCUCUUGGUGUCGAGUUUCACAAACAGGGAACGAAGUACGUGGUGAGGGCCACCAAAGAGGUGGUGGUGUCUGCUGGGGCCGUCAAUUCUCCGCAGCUGCUUAUGCUCUCGGGGAUUGGUCCCAGGAAACAUUUGACUCAGAUGGGCAUCCCAGUUUUGUCAAAUUUGAAAGUCGGAUUCAACCUCAUGGACCACAUAGCCGUUGGAGGAUUGACCUUCCUCAUCAACAAACCCUACUCUUUGAACACCGAAAGGAUGAUUUCUGUUGACAAUAUGCGAAUGUAUCUAAAUUACCACAAGGGUCCUUUAUCGAUACCAGGGGGUUGCGAGGUCUUAGUCUUCCAUGAUUUGAAGAAUCCUACGGAUCCAGACGGAUAUCCCGACAUCGAACUCCUCUUCAUAUCCGGUUCCAUAGUUUCUGAUCCUCUUCUCCGCAAAGACUUUGGAAUAACCGACGACAUCUACAACGCCGUCUACAAACCUAUCGAGAACUACGACACCUUCAUGGUCUUCCCAAUGUUGAUGCGUCCCAAGAGUAAAGGAAGGAUCAUGCUCAAGAACAACAAUUACAAAACUAAACCUUACAUCUUUCCCAACUAUUUCGCGUACGAUGAAGACAUGGCAACAAUCAUCGGAGGUGUACGCUUGCUCUUGAAUAUUACCGAGCAACCAGCACUAAAAGUAUUAAACACAAAAUUACACGAUAUUCCAUUACCACAGUGCAGCAAGUUUGGAUACGGUAGUGACGAUUAUUUCAACUGCAUGGCGCGUCACUUCACGUUCACAAUUUACCAUCAGAGUGGUACGUGCAAAAUGGGACCUUCUAGUGAUAAAAGGGCUGUAGUGGACCCCAGACUAAAAGUGUACGGAAUCAAGGGUUUGCGUGUUGCCGACGCUUCGAUUAUGCCUGUAAUUCCGGCAGCACAUACGAACGCUCCAACGUUUAUGAUUGCUGAGAAGGCGGCAGAUAUGAUAAAAGAAGACUGGAGGAAGAAAAGUUAAGCUGUGAUUCAAUAGUUAUAGUUAAUUGUUGUAGGUGUACAUAAUGUAAGAAAUAAAAACAAUAACAAGCAAA
This is a messenger RNA of Zophobas morio, 2066 nucleotides long. RefSeq names its product glucose dehydrogenase [FAD, quinone]. Bases 155 to 1993 code for a protein of 612 amino acids. The record is from RefSeq and is a predicted model, not a curated record. The transcript has 3 exons. NCBI's taxonomy places the organism in Eukaryota, Metazoa, Arthropoda, Insecta, Coleoptera, Tenebrionidae. Gene Ontology annotation, molecular function: oxidoreductase activity, acting on CH-OH group of donors; flavin adenine dinucleotide binding.